UUUACCAAACGAAGAAAGAAUGGAUACGGAGUUGAAGGAUGAAGUGAAUCUCAAGCAGCUGUUAAAACAAUUUUUUUCCUUGCAAGAGGAAAGAGUCAAGACAUACAAGAUAUUUGAUGUUGGUUUCAAGUUGUACAUUUGUGAUUCAUCAGACUAUGACUUCCCAAAAUACCGCCAACAUGUUGACAAUGUUACCAAGAAGUUCAUCAGUAUCUCACAAGAAGUCAGAAAUAUUGAAGCAAAACUGAAAGAGAAUGGUAAACCUAAGCUAGGUAACAUCAUCAGAGGAAUACAGAUGAACGAAAAAGAAAAGCUUGACCUGACUGCCAAACUGCAGAUAACUGAAAAGGAUAGAGUUGAGCAUCCAGAAGAGGACUAUAGUGAAGAAUCAACAUCUUUAAAAUCAAGUCUUCAGAAAGUAAUAGAAAGUAUCAAUGAUCUUCUUGAAGAACUCAAAUAUGAAGCAGAAGAUAUAUUACUUGAAGGAGAAGAAGAGACAGAAGACAGAUGAAAAGAACUCUGCUGCUCCCUCACACCUCCCUGUCAUUGACUCCUUCCUGCAACACAGUAAACCUCAUGAAUAUCAACCUUAUACUUAGGGAGAGAGAUGUUAUUUGCCUCAUUUUUUAAAGAAUCCUUGCACAGGAAGAACAGCACAUGGAACCUCUAGAGAUAGCCAGGGCUUAAAAUAAUGGUCAAUCAGUCACCGGUCAUUAUCACAGGCCAAAUUAGUUUUAGCUUGGUCAUACCUCAUUUCUUGCGAAAUGUUACUGGUCAAAAUAACCAGCAAUGCAAAGAUUUGACUGGACAAGUGCCAGUCCUAGCUGGACAUUGUCUGAUGUCUGGCCAUUAUUUUAAGUCCUGAUACCACUGCAAAAAACUGCAAAUAUGUUGAUUGGCAGAAGCUUAAACAACAGCAGUCUAGCAUUGUCCAAAUAGACCUUUUUAGCAUGGCUGUAAUGUUUUUUCCAUUUCUUACAACGUCAUUCCUUUUGGAAUAAGUUUCAUUGUUUGAGUCUAUCCUGAUGUAACUUCUCAAGUACUAGUAAACAAAAUAAUAAUACUCAAGGGAAUAACACAUGG
Actinia tenebrosa (Australian red waratah sea anemone) is the source of this 1083-nucleotide messenger RNA. Its product is annotated as required for excision 1-B domain-containing protein. Lineage: Eukaryota; Metazoa; Cnidaria; Anthozoa; Actiniaria; Actiniidae. The record is from RefSeq and is a predicted model, not a curated record.